Aspergillus chevalieri is the source of this 2679-nucleotide messenger RNA. Its product is annotated as glucan endo-1,3-beta-D-glucosidase. Lineage: Eukaryota; Fungi; Ascomycota; Eurotiomycetes; Eurotiales; Aspergillaceae. The record is from RefSeq and is a predicted model, not a curated record. Gene Ontology annotation, cellular component: cell surface. The transcript has 5 exons. Gene Ontology annotation, molecular function: glucan endo-1,3-beta-D-glucosidase activity; endo-1,3(4)-beta-glucanase activity. Bases 1 to 2679 code for a protein of 892 amino acids.
AUGGACAGGAAGGCGAAUUGGGGUUAUACGGCCCUGCUAAUAUGGCUUCUGGCACCAGAUACAGCUUUAUGUUUUCCGAAACCUACGGGAUCAGUUACGGAACCGACAAGUACCGCCUCAUUCAAGACCCAGUAUCCUCCAGACAACGGGAGACUUCUCAUUCCAGAGACCACAGGAUUCUACCCAACCAGUCUUGAGCGUGACGUUCGUGGAGUCUCACCAGAGAGAACGCCAUAUUUGGGAUUUGACGGCUUGAUUGAUUGGUUUCUGUCUGACAGUGGUUUCCAAGCAGCAGAGCCUACUAUCACAGGCCUACCGACUGCACCAGAAACAACGAUUUCAAAUCCUGGCCCUACCAAAAAGCCUGAGCCUACCAAAAACGCAGAGCCUACAAAAAACACAAAGCUGGCACCGACCACCGAAAAACACGGAAAUCCAUCGUAUUCGUCAACUCCGAAGGGAAGAGAGCCUGCGCCACAUACGAAAGGAGGUUCCAAAGCCACUGGAUUCCCACGACCAUCAAUGGAGGGACAAGAUGUUUUCUUGCCAGUCGCAACUGGCGGUAUCCCGAGCAGUAUCAUAGCCAGGGAUGACCACCCAGUACCGAGGACAAAUAUUGGCAACACUACGGACCCAAUAGAGACAAACAAGUUUUACAGCGGACUGUUCCUUGGAACUCAAACAAACGGCACAUUUACCCAUCCGUACAACAUCGCGUGGGCCAAGGGCAACGGCAAUGCUGGCAGCUAUGGCAUGUCCGUCUCGCACACCGAAAAGAACGUGCUGGCAGAGGGUCCGCCCAAUGAUAAGAUCCCAGGCCACCCGGUGUCUUUCUAUGUGAAUCCUGUUGGAAUCCAGUCUAUGAUCCUUUCGGCAGCAGAAUUGAGAGACGGCACGGUUCUGACGGCAGAAGACCCAAAGCCAUUUUCGGCUAACGCUGUCUUGCGCCCGCAUCCCGGAUCGCACCAGAACAUUACUUUCCCUCUCGUUCAAGGCAUGGGAUUCUUGACCGGAAUCUACACUGAUCUGCAACCAUUGGUCCAGACUGGUGUUCUAUACCAGAAGGUCGUUUCCGCAGGGAGCCCGAAGCCGGGUAUCUUCAAAUACCAAGCGUACCUGGAAGAUGGCAAUAUGUGGCUGAUUUAUGCUAUUCCGGACGACGGCAAAGAUCCCAACUUCAAGCUUGACUCGCACACUGACCUGCGGGGCCCCCAGGGGUGGUCUGGUACGAUUCAGGUUGCGAAGAACCCGCAAGGAUCAAGCAGCGAAAAGCUCUAUGACAACUCGGCCAGUGUUUUUGCAGUCCACGGUGUGUUAUCCGGGGCAGUAUCCCAGGAUACGGGAGUAUACAACCUGGGAUGGGCAAAGGCGGGCAAAUAUGCUAAAGAUACGCCGUUGAUUAUGUUCGCGCUGCCUCAUCACGUUGAAUCGUUCGAUGAUGCAACCAAGGGCCGAUUGACCAGCAUUCAACUGCGGACCACCACCAAAGGCAACGCUACGGCCGUCAUUGGCGAACAAUGGACAUUGAUUGAGUCAGAACUGCCGAUCAGUAUGGACUUUGCUCCGUGGGUCCAGAAUGGAAACAACCUUUCACCAUCGGCGAAAAAGGUUCUCCUUGAUAUCGCGCCCAAGGACCUUGGGGAGGACAUCGAUAAGCAGUCGGACCUCAACAGCAUGUAUUUCAGCGGUAAAGCACUUAGCAAGUUCGCUACGGUCAUCUACGCCGUUAGUGAACUGGGUGGAAACCCGGGCCUUGCGGCUGAUGCCCUCGAUAAGCUGAAGAAGAGCUUCGCCCGGUUUAUCAACAACCGUCAACAAUUUCCCCUGGUAUACGACAACGUGUGGAAGGGCGUCGUAUCAUCUGCAAGCUAUGGCGGCGAUGUUGGAGCAGACUUUGGAAACACUCUGUACAAUGACCACCACUUUCACUACGGAUACUUCAUCCACGCUGCUGCCAUUAUCGGAACGCUGGAUCCCGAGUGGCUGAAGACCAGCAAAGAUUGGAUCAACACGUUGGUGCGGGAUGCAAGCAACCCGGUGGCUGAUGACCCUAAUUUCCCGUUCUCGCGGGCGUUUGACUGGUUCCACGGUCACUCGUGGGCCAAAGGCUUGUUCGAGUCUUUUGAUGGCAAGGACCAGGAGUCGACAUCGGAAGACACGAUGUUUGCUUACGCGCUCAAGAUGUGGGGUAAGACUAUUGGUGAUAAGAGUAUGGAGGCGCGUGGGAAUUUGAUGCUUGGUGUUUUGCGACGCAGUCUGCAAAACUACUUCCUUUUGGAGAAAGAGAAUAUUAACCAUCCGCCGGAGUUUGUCCCGAACAAGGUGACUGGUAUUCUGUUUGAGAACAAGGUGGACCACACGACCUACUUUGGGGGCAACAUGGAGUACAUUCAUGGAAUUCAUAUGCUGCCCCUCCUCCCGGCGUCAUCGUACGUACGCAACCGCAAAUUCGUGACCGAGGAGUGGAACGCAUUGUUUGCAUCGAACGCCAGCACUCCGGCAGACAAAGUUGAGGGUGGUUGGCAGGGUGUGUUGUAUGCAAACCUGGCGUUGAUCGACCCAGUUACCUCGUGGAAAUACUUUGCGCGCGAUGGAUUUGAUUACGCCUCAAUUGACGGAGGCGCCAGUCGUACGUGGUACUUGGCAUUCGCGGCUGGUAUGGGAGGAUGUCGUGAGUAA